AAGAAGUUUAACAAAAUGCAAGUUUUUAACAAAUAUUCUUAUGUGUAUCUCUUCCUUUUAAAGUGCAAUGCAGUCGUCUUUACGUCACCAACUGGGAAAUGCAUUCCAUUGCCUAGAACUUUUACUGUACAAUUGCCAAAGCCCCUUGAGUCUAAUGAGUUUAUGGGACUUACUGGAAAUUCAUUUGAAUUGGGAUCAUGGGAUCCAUUGCGUAGUGUCCAGUUGACACAAGUAACUCCAACUAUUUGGAAUGGAAUUGUCAAUCUAAGCAGUCCCGGACAAGUUCAAUACCGUUAUUUUGUUUACUCUCUCGACUCAUUGGGACGCAUUCAAAUUAAACGUUGGGAAGCUUAUGUCGAGCCAAGAAAUAUGAGGACUUGCAAUGGAAACUGCAUGAGAAUGGAUCAAUUUGGUGAAAUUGAUGGUCAAAAGAAAAUCGCCCGAGGCUGGUUGACCAAUGAAACUAUCGUUCAGUUGAAGUUUCUCAAUCAAGUUUUUGAAUUUGACGGUGGUUUUACUCCAGAAAGGAUGUAUUUGAAGUUGGUUAAUUUGGAAAAUGAACAAGACUUGCCAAACUAUAAUGAGAGUUUAAACAAUGCCGAGGUUGUGAAUAUGAAGUAUAACCGAAGUGUCUUUGAGAGACAGUCGGAUUUGGGAACACUUUACAAGGCAGGAGAUAUCGUACUAUUUCAAUUGUCGAUUCAAUUGGGACAAGAAAAUGGAAAAUAUGCUCUAGUUUUACAUUCUGAGGACCGUCAACCAUUGGGACAUGCCCCGAUUUUGCUCUCGACUUUCCAAGAGAAUGACGAAAAGUUAGAAUUAAAUGUUACAAGUCAUGAAUGUGGUGAGAUCAUAGGCAUUGCUAAGAUUUCUUACUUGAUUGUGAGACCUUUACCGGGUAUUCGGAUGAACUUCCGCACAAGCUAUACUUAUACCUGGAAGCCCAAAUGGGAAAAGCUGUUGGUUGGCCACAGGGGUGACGGAGAAAGCUUUAAAGUUGAUGGAGCUCCUAUCACCGAGAAUACAAUAGCAUUAUAUAAGCUGGCUUACGAAGUUAACAUCGACAUGGUUGAGCUUGAUGUUCACUUAACUGAGGACCUUGUUCCGGUGAUUUAUCAUGAUUUCAAGAUUUUCACUGCACAAAAUAAAACACAUCCAAAGUCAAAGGAUGAUCUGAUCGAAGUCUUCAUCAAAGAUAUUCAAUACAGCCAACUUAAGAAUCUACGGAUAUUCAAUGUGAUCGGUGAUGAGAUCCGAGAACAUCCAUCACAUAACGAAGAAAAACGACCAGAUCACCGUUUAUUUCCAACAUUAGAAGACGUCUUUCGUGAGCUUCCUCUUGGAUUGGGCAUCAAUAUGGAAAUUAAAUGGCCUCAAGCUUAUUUCGAUGGUACGCUGGAAGCCGAACAAUUCACUGACAAGAACCUCUUUGUUGAUAUAAUUCUUCGGACAACACUGCGUGGUUGUGGUCGAAUAUUGAUUUUUUCAUCGGUUGACGCUGAUACUUGCACCAUGGUCCGUUUCAAGCAAAAUAUAUUUCCAACCAUGUUCUUGACCCAAGGAUCUACGAAAAAAUGGCCAGCCUACAAGGAUCCUCGUUGCAAUAGUUUUGAAGCAGCUGUGAAUAAUGCUCAAACUUUUGAGUUUAUCGGAAUCGCACCUUUUUCGGAAGAUGUUCUCAAAGAUAAUGAUCUCAUUCAUUUGGCUACAGAUCUAGGACAAAAAGUAUUUCUCUGGGGAAAUGACAUAAGCUCGCUGGAACGAGUUCAAUUCUUUGAAAAGUUAGGUGUUACAGCAAAUAUUUUUGAUCGUGCGGAUUUAAUUGUUCCAAAGGAGCGAACCGCUGGUAUUUUUAAUAAUCCUGAAACAAUAGAGUAUUUAAGAGGCCAGUGUCUGUCGUGAAAUAAAAUAACUUAAGUUUAAAGUUUUAUUUUCUAAGAGCCAAUUUUUAAAUAGCCAGAUAAACCCCAAUUAAGGCUU
Molecule: messenger RNA, 1980 nt
Organism: Episyrphus balteatus (marmalade hoverfly)
Lineage: Eukaryota; Metazoa; Arthropoda; Insecta; Diptera; Syrphidae
Product: glycerophosphocholine phosphodiesterase GPCPD1-like
Exons: 1
Coding region: 16-1902 (628 amino acids)
Biological process (GO): glycerophospholipid catabolic process
Molecular function (GO): starch binding; glycerophosphocholine phosphodiesterase activity
Source: RefSeq, a predicted model, not a curated record